Messenger RNA from Ectocarpus sp. CCAP 1310/34, 5034 nucleotides. NCBI's taxonomy places the organism in Eukaryota, Phaeophyceae, Ectocarpales, Ectocarpaceae. The record is from the annotation of a GenBank genome assembly.
AUGGCGGACUCGUUAAGCUCUAGUUCUGGGCUCCACCGCUUACUGGAUUCGAUAGGACAAUGCUCUGGGUCUAAUUUUCGCGUGUGGAAGGAGAGUUUUGAGCAUGUCAUCAACAUCCAUGCACCAGAGCUUCUUACGGUUUUGCGCGGAUCGGCUCGGCCGGACCCUCUGGCGGCUACUCAGGCCGACGUUGCCGCCUGGGACAAGGCCAAUAGCCGCCUCUACUCUCUCCUGUUCUUCGCGACUUCCAGCUCGGCGCGGCUCACCGUCCAGGCUCACCGAAAUGCGGGCACCAGCACCGACGGCAACGGACAGUCAGCUUGGGCAGCUCUGAACGCGCGGUUUGAUGCCUGCACCCAAGAAGCUCGGCGUGCGUGCCACCGGGAUCUCUUCGGCCUCAAGCACGUUGCGGGUGGCGAUCCCAUCGACUUCUUCUCCAAGGCGUGCGAGCUGAGGCUCCGCCUUGAGACACUGGGGGAGACAGUAUCCGACGACGUCUACCUGGAUAUCACGCUCUCGGGCCUGACGUCCGUCCCGGAGUUCCACUUCAUCCGGGAGAUGCACUACCGCAACGAGUUUACGUCGGUCGACGAUCUGCAGGACACGGCCACCCGCUUCUUUGUGGACCAGCAGUCGCGCAAGGCGGCGGGACCCGCGGUCUCGGGCAGGGGAGCCGCGAUGGCCGCAUCCAGCAGCGACCAGUGUCACCGCUGCAAGGAGUUUGGGCACUUCCAGCGUGACUGUCCGAAGUCUGCGCCGCUGUCCCGCGCAAGGAAAGGCAAGAAGCCGAAGCCGCGCAAGACGCGCGGAGGUGGCUGGACUGGGCAGUCCAAGUGGUGCUCCUUCCACAGGACGACGACGCACAGCGAUGCUGAGUGCAAGGCUCAACACAAGAAGAAACAAGAGGAGCUUCAAGGAUUGGCUGCGAACCUGGCCCUGCUUCAGGCAGCUGGCCCGGCCAAUUUCGCCCACCUUGGGAGCGCCCACUUGGCGCAGCCGUUUCAGGCGGCAGCGCCCCAGGCGGCAGCGCCCCAGGCGUCUCAGGCUCCUUCGGAACCCACCACGUUCGGGUUCUCUUUCAACGCUCUCGGCGCCUCUGCAGCCCCUGCCGCCUCGCAGGCGGCUUCCGCGUCUGCCUCGUCCGCAUCUCCUGCGCGGGACCACCACCUGCCUUCUGGGUACUUCGGUGCCUUUAUGGCCUCUUUUGCGGAGGAAACGUCCCCGGCUCUUCCUCGCUCCGAUGGAUCGUCUAUCCUAAUGUUGAUGGAUAGCGGAGCGACGGACAACUAUCUCGAUCCUGCGCUUACGCCUGGCGUACGGGCUCACAUGCGCGACAUCGAAGACCUUCGGAUUCCGCUUCCGAUCAUUACCGCCGGGCAGCACGUUCUUCACGGCGUUACGACGGGGGUGCUCUUCGGCACGGUCACUGACGACAGCGGCCAGGACAGGCAAGUUUCUUUUCGUGUCGUGUUAGUUCCGGGACUGGGGACCAACCUCUUCUCCGUCACCGCUGCGCUGUCGAACGGCGUGGCAUCCCUCUUUUAUCCGGGCAACCCCAGGCUGGAAUCGGCGAACGCAGUCGUACCGAUGAAAAUCCAAGGAGUGAAUAACACCGGGAAGAUCACUUGCUCCAUCACCAUCAAGCUCGGCGCCGAGAAUGGCGGUCGACAGACCCCCGGGGAGACUCCUGACGGACUUGCCUUGAGGGUGGAGACUGCUGAUCUUUGGCACCGGCGCAUGGGGCACAUCAACAACAAGAGCUUGGAUGUGUUGAGGCAGCAGGCGGCCAGCGGCAUCGACUACCGUGGCCACGUGCAGGACUGCAGUGCGUGCCCUCUUGUUCCGGGACUGGGGACCAACCUCUUCUCCGUCACCGCUGCGCUGUCGAACGGCGUGGCAUCCCUCUUUUAUCCGGACAACCCCAGGCUGGAAUCGGCGGACGCAGUCGUACCGAUGAAAAUCCAAGGAGUGGAUAACACCGGGAAGAUCACUUGCUCCAUCACCAUCAAGCUCGGCGCCGAGAAUGGCGGUCGACAGACCCCCGGGGAGACUCCUGACGGACUUCCCUUGAGGGUGGAGACUGCUGAUCUUUGGCACCGGCGCAUGGGGCACAUCAACAACAAGAGCUUGGAUGUGUUGAGGCAGCAGGCGGCCAGCGGCAUCGACUACCGUGGCGACGUGCAGGACUGCAGUGCGUGCCCUCUUGGUAAGAGUUCUCAACAGCCGCACCCCAAGCACGCCGUCUACGGCGUUUCAACCCCCUUUCAGCUCGUUUUCGUUGACACCCUUGGCCCAUUCACGCCUACUGCGUUGGGCGGUUUCAAAUACGCCACCAAGUUUGUCGACCAACACACCAAGUGGAAGGAGGUCGUUCUUAUGAAGGAUAAGACUUGCUCAAUUGACGCCCUCGAGUUGUUCAACAAGGGAACCGUCAUCCCCCGUAGCGCACGCAUCCAUGUGCUACGUGCGGAUAAGGGGACCGAGUUUACGAACGCGGCUUACCGACAGUACUGCCUGGACGUUGGCAUUCAGCUGCAAUUUGCGUCUCCAAACACCCCCCAUCAGAUCGGAGCGAAUGAGCGUGCCGGCCGAACGAUCAUGAACAUCGUGCGUUGCAUGCUCGCUGAUUCUACGCUGCCGAGCCUUCUUUGGGGAGAACUGAUGCAGACGGCGGUCUACCUGAGCAACCGGACUCCUCAUGCAGCCUUGCACAACGGAACGCCGCACAAGGCGCUGUUUAGCACGGACGCGCACCUUGGACACCUUCGGGUGGUCGGGGCACGGGCGUUUGUGCAUGAAGAGACGCACACUAAGAAAUUGGACAGCCGUGNGGUCUACCUGAGCAACCGGACUCCUCAUGCAGCCUUGCACAACGGAACGCCGUACAAGGCGCUCUUUGGCACGGACGCGCACCUUGGACACCUUCGGGUGGUCGGGGCACGGGCGUUUGUGCAUGAAGAGACGCACACUAAGAAAUUGGACAGCCGUGCAUGGGAAGGACGACGAGGGGAGAGUCGCAACGGUAUCUUCAUCGAAACGAACCCCGCGCCGCCUUCGUUGGACGAGCGUGGGUUUGACGACGGGGAGUUCACUUACGCCGACCACGACGACAUGAUCCGAGAUGUGCGCAACUACACCACCAACCACUCGGUCGAUGCGCUUUCUCCCACUCAUGCCGUCGGGGAUCCGUCUGUUCUCGAGCUUCUCGAGGACAUCUCCACCGUCCACAACCGUGACCUUGGGACCAACUCCGCAGACCCUGCUCCUGCCGCAGAGGAUGCGCCUGCGGACGACAGCCUUGCCUCGCCUGGAGGAGUCAGCCCUCCUGAGCCGGUGACGCCCGCGGUGGCUCUUCGCGUGGUGCAUCUACGCGUGGUGGGCGUGGCUCGGGACGCCACGUUGGGCUUCACGGAAUACGCACACACCGUAGGGGGAGUACAACCAGACGUUCCUAGAACCAUUCAGGAAGCACGGGCUUCACCGGACGCAACGAAGUGGAACGCAGCCGCUGAACGCGAGAUGAAAAGCCUCAGCGACCGCAAGGUCUACAAGCUCGUCCCGCGCUCGGCCGUCCCUCCGGAAAGGAAGCGCAUCAAGUCCAAGUGGGUGUUCAAACGCAAGGCCGACGGGACUUUCAAGGGACGUGUCGUGGCCCAGGGUUGGAACCAAGUUCCCGGACUCGACUGCGGCAGCACCUACGCUCCAGUGUGCAGGAUCCAGAGCGUGCGAAUGGUGGCGUGCAUCACAGUUGAGUUCAACCUCAUCUUCGAUCAGAUGGAUGUUUCUACCGCUUUCCUCUACGCGGACAUCCAAGAAGAAGUGUUCGUGGAACAACCACCCGGUUUCGAGGUCAAGGACAAGGAUGGAGGUGACAUGGUAAUGAAGCUGAAUAAGAGUCUCUACGGACUUGCUCAAAGCCCAGGCAACUGGUUCAACACCAUCGAUCCCGUGCUCGUCGAGAUUGGAUUCGUCGCACUCAAGUCAGACCCGUGCGUGUAUUUGUACGAUCACAACGGGGCCAAGAUCUACCUGACUCUCUACGUCGAUGACCUUCUCCUGGCCGGCAACGACUCUGACGCCAUUUCGAUGGUGAAAGGGAAGUUGCAAAAGCGCUUCAAAAUGACCGACCUGGGGGAAGCAUCUCUUGUCCUCGGGAUGGAAAUUAGGAGGGAUCGCGAGGCAAAUACCUUGACCAUUUCCCAGGAAGCGUACUGCAAAUCAAUCCUUGAACGGUUUGGGAUAUCGGGCUCCAAGCCGACCAGUACACCUGGGUACGGCUCCGAAAUCUCUAAUAUCCAACCAGAAGACACACUUCUCGACGAGAAAGAGACCCGCAAGUACCAAGGGAUCGUGGGAUCACUCAUGUACAUUGCGCAAGUGUUGAGAUACGACAUCAUGUACGCGACAGGUCAGCUGGCUCGCCCGAUGGCGAAACCCAGCAAGGUUCACAUGGUGGCGGCAAAGCACACCCUUCGUUACUUGGCUGGAACGAUCGAUUUCAGCAUCACUUACAAGAAAGGUGGUUUCAAGCUCGCGACUUUCUCGGACUCCAACUGGGCGAACAACCCUGACAACGGGAAGUCCACCUCGAGCUACCUGACGGUGCUGGCGAACGCUCCCAUGAGCUUCAGGUCAGGACUGCAAGGUCUGACAGCAAUGUCCACCAUGGAAGCAGAGCUGGUCGCAUCGGCGCUGGCGAUGAAUGAAGCAGUGUUUUUCUCCAACAUGAUGACGGAGCUUGGAUUUGGGAAAGAAUUUGCACAACUGCCCGUGUACUGCGAUAACACGGCUACUCUACAUGCAUUGGGGAACCGGUCCUUCAGCUCGAGGACCAAACACAUCGCGUUGCGGUUCUUCUUUAUUCGAGAACUGGUGACGGAGGGGAAGAUCUCCAUCCAUUACGUCCCGACGGAGGACAACCUCGCCGACAUCGGUACCAAGCAUUUCAACAAACACAGGUUCAAACACCUAAUGGAUCUCAUCAACAACUUCGACGUCAACGAGUUCACCGCCGUCGAAUAUAAAGGAAAAUGA